AUGAAGUCCCUACAUUGUCUCUCUGUCGUUCUGGCGUCAUUACUUGCCUGCGUGCAGGCGGAUCCCACUCGUCCGAACGACCUCAACAUCACUCAAGCUCAAGCCGAGAAAUACAAUUGUGAUGAAGCCUGCCAGGUGAACCUACAGCAAUACGAGGGAUUGGACCGCCAGAUUUUUGGAGAUGUCCCCUUCGACUAUGACUUCUACGCAACCGCUGCCAACUUCACUGAAUCACAACCGGGUGACUUGUUGAAGCUCCAGCAGCAAAAUGCAUCCAUGUAUGACAUUCCACCCGGAACGUCACUGUGGUUGAUGCAAUACACAUCCGUUGGCGUUGGUGGAGCAAAGGUGCCCGCGACUGCCUUCAUUGCGCUUCCCUGGACGGCAUAUCCACGCAAGGAAACGCGCCUCGUCGCGUAUGCCCAUGGGACUAUUGGAGUUGUUCCUGCUUGUGCUGCGUCAUCAUCUUACAAUGGAUAUGACUAUCAUUCCUGGCAGCUACUUACAGCUCCCGGGUAUGCUGUAGUCGCUACAGACUAUGCAGGACUGGGAAAUAACUACACUUCUCACAAAUAUGGCAAUCCAGUCCUGAACUCUGAGGAUAUUUACUUCUCCGUCGUUGCUGCUCGGAAAGCUUUCCCAGGCGCCUUCACUAGUCGAUGGGCCUCUGUCGGACAUUCUCAAGGAGCUGGAGCGGUUUGGGGCCUUGAAGAGAACCCCCGUGUCGCUACCACUGAAAGUGGCGAGUACGUAGGAGGUGUUGCCGUUGCUCCUAGUGCUAGACUGGACGAUCUUCUCACAGCUGUACCACCUAUUGUGGGAUGGGGCUUUGGAGAUCUGAUCGUGAACAUUUUCCGAGCUCUGGACUUCCCUAUUCAACCAACCGUUCUUACACCAGAAGCCCUCGCCCGCUAUCCGCUUAUGUCGGACCUUGGGCUUUGCGACAUCUCUGAAGCGGGACUGAACGCAGAUUUGCCAAACCAUGGCAUUGUGGAGCCCACGGCUGCCAUAACCCAACACAAUCAUGAGGCGUAUAUCGCAUUUCAAAAUGAGUAUGGUGCGGCCACCGGAAGAAAGGGCUACAAAGAUCUUCUCGUUGUUCAGUCAACUGAUGACGAGAUUGUGAAUGUGACUGCUACAGAGAAGGCCUACGAAUAUGCAUGUAACGUUGGCAAUAUCGUUCAUUUGAGUUUAUAUUCUGGCCUUGACCACGAUGACACUAUUGCUGCCUCAGCGCCAGAGUGGCUUCAAUGGCUGGAGAACAGGUUCAUGGGAAUAAGAGAGGCGGACUCAAACAAAUGCCUGGUUGAAAAGAGGACUCCGUUGCUCGAUACUUUGGUCUAG
Messenger RNA from Penicillium maclennaniae, 1344 nucleotides. RefSeq names its product putative secretory lipase. The record is from RefSeq and is a predicted model, not a curated record. Gene Ontology annotation, biological process: lipid catabolic process. Bases 1 to 1344 code for a protein of 447 amino acids. The transcript has a single exon. Lineage: Eukaryota; Fungi; Ascomycota; Eurotiomycetes; Eurotiales; Aspergillaceae. Gene Ontology annotation, molecular function: triacylglycerol lipase activity.